AUGGGCUCUUUCCGGUCCUUCAAGUUAGGUCUGACGGCCGCUGGCCUUGCACUAUAUUGUGCUACCUCCAUGCUAGAAAGCCAUGCCGUUAUCACAGAUCACCACAGGACUCCUGCUUUUCAGAAGGUUUCCUUAUCUUGCACCGAUGUAACAGAGCCACUGGCCACGCCCACACUGCACUGCUGCGUGCACAACGGCAGUGAUAAUCAGCCAGUCACAUCAGCACAUCUCGAGCCUGAACGCGAGGAGAAUGCUACUACGCAGGACGCCAAGCAGGACUCUGGUGCGGGAUGCGCCGCUUCCAGAGAUGAAGGAAUCUCCUCUCUCAUCAGUUACGAUCCGCUGCAGCCUAGCCCCACUAUGACUUUGGGACAACCAGAGUUGCUCUCCCUAAACAAGUAA
Macroventuria anomochaeta is the source of this 402-nucleotide messenger RNA. RefSeq lists its product as uncharacterized. Lineage: Eukaryota; Fungi; Ascomycota; Dothideomycetes; Pleosporales; Didymellaceae. The record is from RefSeq and is a predicted model, not a curated record. Bases 1 to 402 code for a protein of 133 amino acids. The transcript has a single exon.